Nematocida parisii ERTm1 is the source of this 1367-nucleotide messenger RNA. RefSeq lists its product as uncharacterized. NCBI's taxonomy places the organism in Eukaryota, Fungi, Microsporidia. The coding region runs from base 1 to 1272 and encodes 423 amino acids. The record is from RefSeq and is a predicted model, not a curated record. The transcript has a single exon.
AUGAAAAUUAUAGAUAAUAGUAGUAGAGCAUUUAAUUUACAGGAAGGCAUUAAUAUAAAACCACCUAAAGCCAUAACUAAUUUAGAAAAUGUCAUAACUUAUAUACAAAUAAGUCAAAAAAAAUAUUUGGCUGACUACAAUAGUAAAGGUAAAAUUAAUACAGAAAUAAGAAAUUAUUUAGUUCGUACGUAUGGCAUUAUAGACACAAUUAUGGAAGUAGCAGAAGAAUUAGGCAGUGAAGACAAAAAACAAGCAUUUUAUGAAUUAAUGGAAAAUAAUCAUAUUAUUAUGGCGGGUGUUUAUAAGAUUAGAAAUAAGUUCUUUAAUUUUGCUAUUAAUGUACUUUGUGAAAAAGCCGGCUUACCAGAGUUAGAUGACAAAAUGACUUCAGAAGAUGCAAUGAUUAAGCUGUGUGAGUUAGCAGAAUCUAAAAACUGCUCUAGAUUACAAAGAGCAUUAGAUAUACUAGUGAAACAUGGCGAUAAUCUAACUAUAGUUGAUAAGGAUGGAGAAGAACAAUCAAAUGCAAGUAAUUUAAAGUUAACUAAUGAUGAUAUUUAUUCAUUACAAUUACUUACAAAAACAAAUAAGUGGGGUGCUACAGCAUUUUCUGAGUUUUUAGUGUGUUCAGUUUAUGGUUCAAUAUUUGGUGAGGCACCCUGUAGCACCAAUAAUUUUUUAAAUUAUUCUAUAUAUAAUUUAUACAAUAUAGUAUUUGUUAUGGCUGUGGAAGGCGAUGAUACAAAUACAGACAUAGAAGCAUAUAAAAAAAAGAACAUAAGUAAAAUUAAAAAAUACUUGAAUGAUCUGAAAAAUAAGAACAGACUGAACAUUCGAUCUAUAAUUAGGCCAUCUGUUAUAUAUAAUGAUAUAAAGCAUUAUAAGAACUGGAGUGAUAUCAAAUUUAAAACUAACGUAAUUAAGAAUUAUAUAUCCCCCAUAAAGUCACUUGUUUCAAUUAUUAGAGGAGAAUCUAGUCGUACAACUAAUGAGGAAGCACAAACUAGCAAUAGCGCAUCUUCUAGUCUGCAUGAACAAAAAAAUAAUGAAAUUAUACAAGAUGUUAUUAAUACUUCUAAUUUAAAAGAGGAAGAUAUUACUUCUUUAUCAGUGGCCAGUUCUUCUAGCACACCAUCUGAUGAACAACCAAUUGCAGAUUUCUUGAAUAAUAAUAAUUUAUCUAUUAUACUAAUAACUAUAGCUAUUUCUAUAAUUAUCCUUAGUAUAUUCGGGUUAUACCAAAAUGAGAUAAAACCACUAAUGAACAAUUAAACAUUCAUUAUUUUAACAUUAGCACUGCAUUAAACUAUAAUGCUUAUAUAAGCAUAGUAUGAGAAGAGUAGUCCAGUAAUUAAAGUAACAAUCCA